Messenger RNA from Penicillium riverlandense, 831 nucleotides. RefSeq lists its product as uncharacterized. Lineage: Eukaryota; Fungi; Ascomycota; Eurotiomycetes; Eurotiales; Aspergillaceae. The coding region runs from base 1 to 831 and encodes 276 amino acids. The transcript has 2 exons. The record is from RefSeq and is a predicted model, not a curated record. Gene Ontology annotation, biological process: protein phosphorylation. Gene Ontology annotation, molecular function: ATP binding; protein kinase activity.
AUGGACCUCAGUUUGGGAGUGGUUGAUGGUGUUUUCUGCUACACUUAUUGGUAUGAACCGUCAGGCCAGUGCAUCCGGCUGGCUGAUAUACCGGGCACUCUUUCUGGUGAUGUUCUCCGCCUACAUCGAAACCUGCCUCUCUUAGACGGCGACCACGAAAUCAUCGGUGACCAAAUACGUCCCCUCAAAAAUGCACCACCGCUUCCAGAGCCCGACGACGACUCCGAGGAACUCGGUCCAGUCCUCGCCUCACUCUCUGUGGUCGGAGUCGAUUCCAGCAAAUAUUUUGUCAAGGAGGGCAAAUAUAAGAGCGAGAUUCGGAAUCUGCUCAAAUGUCAAGGUGGAUCCUGCCCAGGAGUGCCAAAGUCAUCCCACAUCAUUCAGUUACUGGGAAAAUCGCUUGAUAGCAAGCUGGUUUUCGAGAAAUUCAAGCCCCGCUACUUCUUAGUGUACAUCUACCCUCUCGCUACCUAUAAAGUCUGGAUUCUGCAGAUCAUCUCCGGACUGAAGUGCCUUCAUUCCCUUGGGAUUGUUCAUCGUGAUCUCCGCAUCGACAAUAUUGUCUUCUCCUCUGAUACUUCUCGCAUGGUUAUUUGCGAUCUCGAGAGUCGUUGGGGAAAUCGUCUGGCACCUGAGGUUUCCCGCGAACCGGUGUUAGACGCUGGCUGGACGGAGAAUUACGGAAACGUCCCGAUUACAAACGCAGUGGAAUGGCCUGUUCCCCCUCCUUCGGAUGCCGUUGUGAAGGCUUGUAUCCGAAAUAGGCCUGAGGAACGCCCAAGUCUGGAUGAACUAUACGCUAUGGUUGACAAGAUCAAGGUGACUACUUAA